This is a messenger RNA of Myotis lucifugus (little brown bat), 1293 nucleotides long. Its product is annotated as DDB1- and CUL4-associated factor 12-like protein 2. Gene Ontology annotation, cellular component: Cul4-RING E3 ubiquitin ligase complex. Gene Ontology annotation, molecular function: protein binding. Lineage: Eukaryota; Metazoa; Chordata; Mammalia; Chiroptera; Vespertilionidae. The record is from RefSeq and is a predicted model, not a curated record.
AUGAACCCAUAUCAGAGAAGAGAUAGUAAAAACCUACAGCUUGGUGCUGAUUCAUACCUUAGCUGUGUAUUUCCCAGGAAUCAAUAUAACCAAAACAGUCUACUGACCAGUGUGAAAGCUCAUAAACUUGAUCUAAAAUACCCCUUUCAAGCCAUCAUGGAACAGCUCAUUGACUUAGCAUUACUUUUGAAACUGACACUGGUAUAUUUGAAGCUGCAGCUAAGGAGAAGGCAGGUGGUGUGCGGCACCAAGUGCAACACGCUCUUCGUGGUGGAUGUGCAGUCCGGCCAGAUCACGCGCAUCCCGCUCUUGCGGAAUCGGAAACCCGAGCCGCCUCCGGCCCAGCCAAGCUGUGGCAUCCACGCCAUCGAGCUGAAUCCCUCCAAGACGCUUCUGGCCACCGGGGGCGAGAACCCCAACAGCCUGGCUGUCUACCAGCUGCCCACCCUGGACCCCUUGUGCCUGGGUGACCGCCAUGGCCACAGGGACUGGAUCUUCGCCAUCGCCUGGAUAAGCGACACUGUGGCUGUGAGCGGGUCCCGCGACGGCACUGUGGCUUUGUGGAGAAUGGAUCCUGACAUGGUCAGUGGCAGCAAAGCCUGGCACAGUGACGAACAGCUCCCCGUGUACGCCCACAUCCGUCCGAGGGACAUGGAGACCAUCCCCAGGUCCAGCACCAACCCCAGUAACAGAAAGGUGCGGGCCCUGGCCUUUAAUCAUAAGAACCAGGAGCUGGGAGCAGUGUCCCUAGACGGCUACUUCCACCUGAAAGCCCGCAGCACCCUGUCCAGGAUGCUGACCAUCAGGCUGCCCUACUGCAGAGAGAACGUGUGCCUGACCUACUGCGAGGAGUUGUCCCUCUAUGCGGUGGGCUCCCAGUCCCACGUCUCCUUUCUGGAUCUGCGCCAUGGUCACCAGAACAUCAGGCCCCUGUGUUCCCGAGAGGGCGGCACUGGUGUGCGCUCGCUGAGCUUCUACCAGCACAUCGUCACCGUGGGCACAGGCCAUGGCUCCCUGCUCUUCUAUGACAUCCGUGCCCAGAAGUUCCUGGAGGAGAGGGCAUCGCCCAACCUGGACUCCUCCCCAGAGCCCUCAGGGAGGAAGCUGAGGCUCACGUGUGGCAGAGGCUGGCUCAAUCACAAUGACUUGUGGGUGAACUACUUCGGUGGCAUGAAUGAGUUCCCCAACGCUCUCUACACCCACUGCUACAACUGGCCUGAGUUGAAGCUCUUUGUGGCUGGGGGGCCUCUCCCUUCAGGCCUCCACGGGAACUAUGCAGGCCUCUGGAGCUAA